CGUCGUUGGAAUUAAGGGAAGCGAUAUAUCGUUCAACCACCCUUCGGCCGAGUGGUGGGAACGGCAACGGUGUUGGUGGCUGCACGCCGGUAUAUAAAUCGGUGGAAUGGCAGUGGUGGUGAACGAUCGUGCGAGAGGGCAAUGGAUGGAAGUUAGUCAGUCGGCGCUUGCCCGCGCUGCAACCACGAUGGAAGUUGAUCCAUCGUAUUUACGUAUCCCGCCCCUUUCGAACGAAUCUUAAACUCAUCUCGUUCCAUUCUCGUUUUACGUAGUAUUGAUCGAGAAAUGUCAGGAUCCGAAAAAUCGAUCAGACCGGUCAGGCAAUUGUCCUUGCAACCGCCCGCGCCCCGCCGUCAGCAAGUCAGACGGCAGAGAUCGGCGGAGGACGAGAAAUCAUUGCAGAUCUGCGCCAGCCCAUUUGCACGUGGCAAGCGUGGAACUUGUAAACUCGGCUCUGACAGACCCAAGGUUCGCGUUGCCUGGAAGGAAACGCGUCAAAAAAGUGAGGAGGAGGCGGGGCAAGUGGAGGUGGUGGCUCGACAAAUUGCAGGACGAUCGAAAUCCACGAGCGGAAGAUCGAGAGGAUUUGUGGGGAUGGAGAAAUCGUCGAUUCUUUACUCCAGGCUAGAAUUGGCCGAGAGGCUGAGGCUCGCCUGGCAAAAUCGGGAGAAGAACAAAGCUAAUAUCAAUAUCUUCUUGGCGCGUGAAACUUUAGAGGAGAGAUGCGACUCGGAGAUAUCGGGUCAGGCCACUGCUCCCUCGUCUCCUGCGCGAAUAAACGACAGGAUCGAGAUUCCUCUGGAUGAUAAUUAUAAGAUGAUGGAGGAAGAGGAAAAAGUCGUUGAAAAGGAGCAGGUAAACGAGCAAACGUCGAAGAAUUCGAACGUCGACGACGUUUCCAUUAAGAAAAAACAGUCUUCCGACAGUUCGAAUCAUCGGCUUACGUCAUUGCCAUCGAUCAAGGAUUUCUCAUCGGCUAGGCAAAAACGCGCGAGUUUCCAUAGCUGCGCUAACCGAGCCUUCCUCGACCCGAUCCGAUCGGCAACGGAGACGAGAUGGAGCUCGGAGAAAAAUCGCGCCACGAUCGAAAAGGAAAAGAAUUUUUUGAAGCAAACGAUCGAGGAUAAGGGCGAGAAAAAUAAUUCUCCGUGCGAGUCGAUGGAAGAGAUAAGCGAUAAUUGCGUGGAUGAUAAAAAUGCGCAGACGAGGACAUCGAUCGAAGAUAAUUUGCAAGACGAUAAAACGAUAAGGGAUCGAUGCGAUUCGAGAAAAAUCUCGAACGACGUACAAACACUGUCGUCGGGAGACAUCGUCGAGAGCAAAGAUGAUUCCACGAUCGAUAAAUGUUCGAGGUCUAGCGCGAAGAAAACGGUGGAGAAUCAAAAGAUCGAGCAGAAAUCGAGGAGGACUAAUUCUGCGCCUCCGCAACGGUCAAUCUCGGCUAGUAACAAUCGGGUUCACGUUAAUAUCGUGAUCGACUCGACGAGAAAGAGCCGUAAUCAAAAAGAUCAAGAUGCGACGGAUUGUAAAUGUAACACGAUGGAAAAGAUAGAUACGGGUGUGACAAAGAUAUCGUCGAGUCGAGGUGUGAGAUCGGCACCGUUAAAGAGGCGAUCCAGAAGCGCAAAAAGGCGUUUUUGCGGCGGAGGGACGCCGAAAAACGAGGAGGAUGGAAAAUCACGGAACAGAUCCGGUACCCGUGGCGGGAAGAACUCGAUCGAUUCGAGGACAAUGGACAUCGUUACGAUGGUAUCCCUUGUCAGUUCUGCGGACAGCGAUAGCGAUAUCGAAAAUUCAUUCAGGGAUGAUAAAUUAAUCGACGAGUUGCGUAGUAAACUACCCACCACGUCGAUCAUUAAACCGUCGAUUAACUCAGCUUUGAGUAGCGCGAGGAGGCCUAUCAAGUCAGUUUCCUUUCAGAAAGAUUCUUUCGACGAAGAAGAAUAUAAUCCAUCGAAAGAGCAACAACUCUCGCCGAAGGAGGAGAAAAGAACGACAGAGUCGUGGUUGGCGAUCAUUGGUAACCAACGUGGAGCUACUUCGUCGAAAGAGGAUACGACGGUGUCUUGGAAAACGGAUGUUACCGGCGGUGGUUUGACCCUUCCCAUCCUGGCAUUGAUUCACGACAUUGAGGAGCCGCUUGAUGUUCCGUUGACCGAUCGCGAGAAGAAAUGCCUGGCUGUGCCUAUUUGUGAUUUACACGAUAAGAAACGAAAGUUAUUGAAAACUCGUAAUACGGCAUCACGAUCUGGAAUAGAAAGACAGAUAACAUCUAUGAAAAUAAAAAGAGAGACGCAAGAAUCACCGAUAAUAAUCUCCCGAAAAAUCAAUGUUCCCGCACAACAAUCGAAAACAACUGUAAAUAAUUCUAUCGUGAACGCAAAAACUACAUGUAUGCUACGUUCAAAGGAAACUCUUCAACAUGUGCAAUCUAUUGAACCGCAAUUUCAAACCAACAAAGAAAAAGAAUGUUGGCAUCUUUACAAGAAAAUGUGCGACAAAGGCGUUUGCGUUUCUUUUGAUACGGUUUUAAGGGGCAUGCUUACACCGACGGAAUAUCGAUUAAGACAGAGAGAAGUCUUACAAAAUUUGUGACAAAGCACAAUCAUUUUUUUUCUUUUGCUUAUAUAUUGUUGGUACUUUUAUAAAAAGUUUUAUAAAAAGCUGCAGUUGUUUAUUAUUUUUAUCUGAAAACGUAAAGAUAUAUGGAAAUGCUCGAAAUCGUACAGUAAUCUUGUAAUUUAGAAUUUAAAAUAUUGUAUUUUUUUAGAUUUUACGAAUUAAAUAUAGA
Molecule: messenger RNA, 2791 nt
Organism: Apis mellifera (honey bee)
Lineage: Eukaryota; Metazoa; Arthropoda; Insecta; Hymenoptera; Apidae
Exons: 9
Coding region: 286-2595 (769 amino acids)
Source: RefSeq, a predicted model, not a curated record